CACUCAAAUUUUUACAAAACCCUAAAAAGAUAUAGUAAUAAAAACAAAAAGAGAGAUAAAGGAGAGAAUGUGAUGAGGGAAAAAAUAAAAAUUAAACAAUCUAAAGUUCCUCUCUUCUUUUAAUUCCUUCAUCUUCUUUCUUCUUUUUUUCUCUCCUUUCUCUUUGUUGGGGACUCUGGUAUUCCCUUCUUCUCUCUUUAUUGUGAUUCUCCACCCAUAUAUUUCCAAAAAAUUCAAUCAACCUUUAUUAAAGAUAAAGAGUAAAGGAGAUCAAAGAAAAGAAAAAGAAUUAAACCAUGGUUUUCUCUUCUUUUCCAAUCUAUUUAGAUCAUCCUAAUAUGCACCAUUUACAACAACAGCCAGAUCAUCAUCAACAAGGAAACCCUGGCCUUGACAAUCCUCAGCUCCUUCCGCCACCCGCUCAGGUGGGUGGUGGGCCGGGCUCAAUCAGGCCCGGUUCAAUGGUUGAUCGGGCCCGGAUGGCUAAGCUUCCACUGCCGGAAGCUGGACUUAAGUGUCCGAGGUGUGAUUCCUCGAAUACUAAGUUUUGUUACUUCAAUAACUACAGCCUCUCCCAACCGCGCCACUUCUGUAAGAAUUGUCGCCGUUAUUGGACCAGAGGAGGCGCCUUGAGAAACGUGCCGGUGGGAGGCGGCUGUAGGAGGAACAAAAGAAAUAAAAGCAGUAACAACAACAACUCAAAAUCAGGAGGAGGAGGAGGAGGACAAAUGGGUAAUUCUAAUAAUGCUUCAACAAGUGCAAUUCCUUCAAGUACUUGUAGCAUGGAAAUGAUUGGGCACCACUUUUCACAGUCAUCUACACAAUUUACACCACUUAUGGCUGCUUUCCAAAACCUAAAUAAUUGUGGAGGAUUAAUUCAACCUCCUCAUCAUCAAUUAUUUGGUGAAAUGGGAUUUCAAAUAGGGAGUAACAAUUUAUUGCCAUCUUUGGUAGCUUCUAACUUUGAGAAUCCAACAAAUUUGUACCCUAAUUUUCAAGGUGAAGGUGGUACUACUACUACUACUAUUGAAGCAUCAAAUGGAGUUUCUCAACAAGUGAAAAUGGAGGAUAAUAAUGCUACUAAUAGACAUGGGAGUAUGAAUUCAUCAACCAAACAAUUUUUGGGUACUCUUGAAAAUAAUCAAUAUUGGGGUGUUGCAAAUGCAAAUGCAAAUUCUUGGAUAGGGUUUUCUGGUGAUAUCAAUAAUAACUCCUCUAGUACUACCAACCAUCUUCUAUGAUCAUAUGUUAACUUCAAUUCUCAAAUUGAAAUGAUUCAUGGAUGGUAAUUGACUUCAAAAUGUUGACCCCUAAGUUAUAAGAAAGUGAAGAUUCGCGGAGCCACAGUACUAGCUAUGGAAACUCAUAAACUAAAAGUUCUAGCUCUGUCUCUGGGGAUUUUUUCGAUCUCAUCAAGAUCAUGUUGUUGUUGAGGAUGCAAUCAGAGAUGCAUGGUAGGUUUUGUUUUGUAUUUCAUUGCUCUAAGUUAAAUAUAUCUUUGUGAUGUUUGUUUAAUUUCUUUAGUGUGUUGUAAUUUUAUUUUAUUUUGAGGGGGAGUUCUUUUAUAACGUGUGAAGUUAUGUGAGUUUUUGGUAUCUGACAUUAUUAAAUUUGUACUUUCCAUGA
Solanum dulcamara is the source of this 1626-nucleotide messenger RNA. Its product is annotated as dof zinc finger protein DOF2.4-like. Gene Ontology annotation, biological process: regulation of DNA-templated transcription. Gene Ontology annotation, molecular function: DNA binding; DNA-binding transcription factor activity. The transcript has 2 exons. The coding region runs from base 297 to 1241 and encodes 314 amino acids. NCBI's taxonomy places the organism in Eukaryota, Viridiplantae, Streptophyta, Magnoliopsida, Solanales, Solanaceae. The record is from RefSeq and is a predicted model, not a curated record.